GCACUCUUCCGGCGGGGCUCCGCCCGGAGGGAGCCGGGGCUGCAGGGUGGCGGCUGCCCCGGAGGGUCUGGCUGCUCGAAGGUUUCUCGACUCUGGUCCAACAGCCUCAGCGCCUGGCCGUCUCCCCCGGCGGCCCCCGCCGGCCCCGGCCUCCCGAGGCCCCGCGACCUGCGCCCCACGCCGGUGCGGCCGCAGCGACUCGCCGCGGACGAGCACACGUUCACGAACGGUGUUUCGCGCAGGAUGUUUGGUGCCAGGAACCAGGAGCCGGUUUGCUGAAUUAUUAUCCCCGCCACUCCGGGUUGCUGUGAGCCCCUGGGGAGGAAGGUCCUUCCAAGUGGCGGCCCAGGUGGAGGGCGCACCAGGAAGCCAUUUUCAAGAACUUCUGCCACAGGCGUAAAGGACUCCAGACCUGCGAAGAUGCUGAAACAGAUACUGUCGGAGAUGUUCAUAGAUCCCGAUCUGCUGGCAGAGCUCAGCGAAGAACAGAAACAGAUCCUGUUCUUCAAGAUGAGGGAGGAACAGAUCCGCCGAUGGAAAGAAAGAGAAGCAGCAAUGGAAAAAAAGGAGUCCUUGCCAGUGAAAUCCAGACCAAAGAAAGAGAACAGCAAAUCCGUUCAUUGGAAACUGGGAGCGGAUAAAGAGGUCUGGGUCUGGGUGAUGGGCGAGCACCACCUGGACAAACCCUACGACGUGCUGUGUGAUGAAAUUGUCGCCGAGAGGGCCCUGAAGGCACAGCAGGAGGCAGAAGAGCCCAGCAAAGCUCAGUCCAAAGAACUCACCAACAGCUUCACCUCGAAGUCACAAUACUGCAGUCUGCAGAUCCCCAGCACCUGGGAGUCUCAGACCCUCCGUCAGAAAGCGGCAGGAGAGGAGGAGUCGGGGCCAGACUCGAGACCAGCAGCACCCCUUAAAGGAGAGAAAAUGCCAUCACCCUCCAGUUCCUCAAGAAAUAUUCAACAAAUGUUGGCAGAUUCUAUCAAUCGUAUGAAGGCAUAUGGAUUUCACCAGAAGAAAGAAUCCAUGAAGAAAACACAAGAUGAAGAAAUAAAACAAAUCGGGGAAGAGAGAACCAAGCAGAUUUAUAUGAGCUGGAAAGAGGAUUCGGAGUGGCAGGCGUCUUUGCGAAAAUCCAAAGCAGCUGAUGAGAAGAGACGCUCCUUGGCUAAACAAGCGCGGGAAGACUACAAGAGGUUAUCCCAGAAAGCAAGAAGCAGUGAGGGACUGCAGAGCCCCCCAAGUGUUCCGCAGAAACCAAAGAGACCUCCCCUUCCACCCAAGCCUAAAUUCCUACACCCAGCAGAGUACCCCCGAAAGCCUCUUAGAAACCGAGGAGUGACGAGGACAGCCUCUGGCUGUGCCCCAGAGGACAUCAUCCGAUGGUUCAAAGAGGAGCAGCUGCCCCUGCGAGCAGGCUACGAGACAGCGUCCGACACCAUCGCCCCCUGGUUCCACGGAAUCCUCACACUGAAGAGAGCAAACGAACUCCUGAGCACAUGCGUGCCGGGCAGCUUUCUGAUCCGAGUCAGCGAAAGGAUCAGAGGCUAUGCCUUGUCCUACCUGUCCCAGGACGGCUGUAAGCAUUUCCUCAUUGACGCCUCCGCGGACUCCUACAGCUUCCUGGGCGUGGACCAGCUGCAGCAUGCCACCCUGGCGGAGCUGGUGGAGUACCACAAGGAGGAACCCAUCACCUCCCUGGGGAAGGAGCUCCUCCUGUACCCCUGCGGCCAGCAGGACCAGCCCCCUGACUACCUGGAGCUCUUCGAGUGACAGUCCCCAACACACCACCUGCAGCCUCCUGCUGGGCUUUCCUCUCAGGAGACACCGCUGAAAUGGAUGUUUGCAUGUGAAGCCAAAAUGACCCUGCGGCCGAGCCAGUACCCACCAACUGAAAGUGCCCUUGGAAUCCUACGGAAAUCGUCUUCUGCACGAAUGCUGGGGUCUCAUAUUAAGAGGAAGCUACCUGGGAACCAGAUGCGCUCCGAAAGUGAAGGGCGACUCCCCACUUCGGUGACUGCCCAGCAUGAGAGCUACCACCUUAAUGAUGCAUGUAAGAUAAAGUGAACCAAGAAGACAUUGAAAGCUGGUGGGAACUAUUUCAUGGCAUUUAUACACUCUCUUUGCAUCAUCUCAGGAGGUCUCAUGGUCCUAUUUGUGUGAAGUUACAUUCUGGCUUGAGGGAGCUAGCAAAAAAAAACUCUUUAUUGAUGGCUGUUGACCCCCCACACACACUUCAGUUAUUGUGCAUGCGGGAGCCAGGACAUGAGACAUAAGAAAACACAGUUGAGAAUGAAAAUUGAAUGCGUUUUAAAAUACAGGGUGGGAGGCUUAACAAGUACAAAGCCACUGUGGACCAGGAGAGCCAGCAAACAUCUAUGAGAGCGCUUCCGCAGUCAGGACGGCCCAGACAGCGCUGCCUGUGUACUUGGGCUGUACCCAGGAGUGCACCAAGGAUGGGCGUGUGCAUAUGAGGUGCUACUUACUGGUGGUGACUGACAGAAUAGUGAGGGGUGUGGACACUACUUGCAGGUUGCACUGUGUGCCCCAGAAGAUAUGUUGAAGGCCUAGCCCCCACACCCUUGAAUGUAGCCUUAUUGGGACACAGGGUCUUUGUAGACGGAAUCAAGUUAGGAUGAGGUCAUACCAAAUUAGGGUGGCCCCCAUAAUCAGUGACUGGCAUCAUUAUAAGGAAAGGGGGAUUUGGAAACAGAGACACAUGCAGAGGGAAGAAGACGUGAGAGAACAGAGACUGGAGUGAUGCUGUUACAAGGCAGGAUUGCCAAGGAUUGGCGGCAACCACAAGGAGCUAGGAGAGCAGAGCGGCAUGGAACAGCCUCUCCCGGGGCCUUAAAGGGAACGUCACCCCACCAACACCUUGACCUGCAAACUCUAGCCUCUGUAACUAUGGGGGAAUAAGUUUCCAUUGUUUUAAGCCAGUGAGUUUCUGGUAGUGUUACCGCAGCCCUAGGAAACCAACACAGUUUUUACAAUUACGGAACCUGAUGCGCAUCGCCUACCAUUUGUUGAUGUACAGUCUGCCCUCCUCAUAAUGAAGGCCAAAUGGGAGAAGAGAAGGACCUUCCUCUGGCUCUAUUCAGCUCCGGGAUGAAGAGUCGCUCAGUCAGGAGUCCUGCGCCACACCCCGCCUCCGGCCUCGACAUGUGCAUGGCCUGGCCGAGGAGGCUCGGAGCCACGAGCUCAUCCUUCCCGGAGGGGGGAGAGUUACUCAUACUGUAGCCCUAACUCCCUGUGGCAGCCUUGUUUUAAAGGAAGCAGGACGUGGUAGCAACUUGUUCAGGAGGUUGUUGGUUGUGUAAAGCACUCAUUGAGAGUGUAAAAUGUGCCCCGAAAAGAGGGCAGGGUGUGUAUCUGUGCAUAAUGUAUGAGUGUGCAUGGGUGGAUAUGUGUACUUGAAUGAAAAGUGUUUACACAUGGAUGUUUCUUGAACCGUUUGGUGCAGUUCCUAGGGUUCGAGAGACACUCUCAGACAACCAUCUAAGAGAACCUGUCGCUCAGCUUGUUUGUGCGACUCAGCAGUGGCGGCCUGGAGGAACUGCAGAGGCCGCACACUAGGCGUCAGGAACCUCCCUGAACCUCAGUCUUCAAUUCUAAUAAAACAAGGUAUUUUAA
Artibeus jamaicensis (Jamaican fruit-eating bat) is the source of this 3630-nucleotide messenger RNA. It is a transcript of the gene SH2D4A, whose product is annotated as SH2 domain containing 4A. The record is from RefSeq and is a predicted model, not a curated record. Gene Ontology annotation, molecular function: phosphatase binding. The transcript has 10 exons. The coding region runs from base 421 to 1770 and encodes 449 amino acids. Gene Ontology annotation, cellular component: cytoplasm. NCBI's taxonomy places the organism in Eukaryota, Metazoa, Chordata, Mammalia, Chiroptera, Phyllostomidae.